Leptopilina boulardi is the source of this 2055-nucleotide messenger RNA. RefSeq names its product ribosomal oxygenase 1 (gene NO66). NCBI's taxonomy places the organism in Eukaryota, Metazoa, Arthropoda, Insecta, Hymenoptera, Figitidae. The transcript is spliced from 6 exons. The record is from RefSeq and is a predicted model, not a curated record. Bases 85 to 1956 code for a protein of 623 amino acids. Gene Ontology annotation, molecular function: histone H3K4 demethylase activity; histone H3K36 demethylase activity. Gene Ontology annotation, cellular component: nucleolus.
GUAAUGUGAGUGAAGUGUUGAAAAAAAAAAAAAAAAUUGGAGUCGCAACACGUGAAACGAAAAAGGAUCAUCAAAACAUUCCGGAUGGUAAACGACGAGCCAAUCUCCGCAUUUGCGGUUUAUUCUAUGAAGCGGAAAAAUGAAGAUUCCUCAAAACCAAAGAAUAUCAAAAAACUCAAAAAUAAAAAAAAGAAUUCUAUUGACGUUGUGACUCUUUGUAAAGAAACAAAAAGCAAUAACUCGUCAACAAAGAAAAAACUAAAUGAACCUAUAAAGCAAAAUGGAAAUGAUUUUGAAUUUACGAAUUCAAUUGAAUUGGAAAAAGUAGUUAAAAUAACUAAAAAAAUAAAACCUGUAACUUUUCAGAAAAAUAGAAAUGCAAAGAAAUCAAAAAAAAAUUUCAUUACAAAAAAUGAAAAGAAUAAAAAAUUAGACAAAAUUGAAAAGCUAAGGCAACUCAAGGGAAAUAAAACAAUAAAUAUAUCAAACGUUCAAACAAUUGCUCGACAAAAACAUGUAAAUAAUUCUAAUGAAUACAAAAUAAAGAUCACAAAAUCAAAGAAAAAGAAUAAUUUAGAACAACCAAUGUCCGUUGAUGAAGAUAUUAAUGUUAAUCCACUUAAAAAAAGUAAACUAUGUUUUGAAUGGUUAAUUUCGCCAAUUAGCGCUGACACAUUCUUAGAACAAUCUUGGGAGCAACAACCAGUUCAUAUAAAAAGAAAGGAUUCUGAUUAUUAUAAAUUUUUACUUUCAACUCCUAUGAUGGACACUAUUUUACGAGAACAACAUGUUUUAUUUACAAAAAAUGUCGAUGUAACUUCGUAUACUAAUGGAAUGAGAGAAACGCAUAAUCCACCUGGCCGGGCAUUACCAAGUAUUGUUUGGGAUUUUUUCGGAAAUGAUUGUUCAAUCAGAAUGCUCAAUCCUCAAACUUUUGUUCCUCAACUUCAUGAUUUGAAUGCAAUUCUUCAAGAAUUUUUUGGCUGUUUUGUUGGUGCCAAUUCCUAUCUGACACCACCAAAUAGUCAGGGUUUUGCUCCCCAUUAUGAUGACAUUGAAGCAUUUAUUUUGCAAAUUGAGGGCAAAAAACGAUGGAGACUGUAUAAACCACGCAAUGAUGAAUUUCUCGCUCGUUUUUCGUCGAGAAAUUUCGAUCAAUCUGAACUUGGUGAACUCAUUAUGGAUACUGUUUUAAAUGCUGGUGAUUUACUUUAUUUUCCACGUGGUACAAUACAUCAAGGAGAGACAAUAGAAGACACACAUAGUUUGCAUAUAACGCUUAGUGUUUAUCAAAAAAAUUGUUGGACAGAUUUAUUUGAAAAAUUAUUGCCGAAGGCACUUGCUCGUGCUUCAAAAACGGACUAUCGCUAUCGUCAAGGUUUACCCGUUGGAUCGUCAAGAUUUAUGGGUUUCGUUAAUUCGGAAGACAGAAGUACAGAACGAAGGGCAUUUUUUGAGAAGGCAAAACUUCUUCUUGACGAUCUUAUAAAUUAUGCCGAUGUUGAUGAGGCAGUUGAUGAGAUUGCUAAAAAUAAUCUUCAUGAUUUUCUACCACCUAUUUUGAGGGACGAGGAGCAACAUAAUUCCGUGCUUCGUGAUGGAUGGAUUGUUAGAAACGAGGGAAUUGUUGAGGAACGUGUUGACAUUCGACCUGACACGAGAAUUCGUCUUUUAAGAUCUCACUGUAUAAGAUUAUUAGAGGAGGAAGAUGCUUUUAAGAUUUACUACUCGACUGAAAAUUCGAAGGAAUAUCAUGAAUACGAGCCACAAUUUUUCGAGAUUGAACGUUAUCAAGUACCUGUGAUUAAAGAAAUAAUUCUCCAAUAUCCGAAUUACAUUAAAGUGCAAGAUUUGCCAACUUCCGAAAUAGACAUUGAUGUCAAGCUCGGAAUUGUUCACGAUCUUUGGGAAAAAUGUUUAAUUGUCACAGAUGGACCUUUACCACGAGAUGAAUGAUAUUUUUGUAAGUAAAAAAAAAAUUGUAAGCGUUUGAUAAUAUAAUUUCUUGAUAAGUUUUAUCUCAUGUAAAAAAUAAAUAUUCUUUUUGUAUUUAAA